Molecule: messenger RNA, 967 nt
Organism: Populus nigra (black poplar)
Lineage: Eukaryota; Viridiplantae; Streptophyta; Magnoliopsida; Malpighiales; Salicaceae
Product: pollen-specific leucine-rich repeat extensin-like protein 1
Exons: 1
Coding region: 87-653 (188 amino acids)
Source: RefSeq, a predicted model, not a curated record
UCAAAUGGCUUCGUCUCUGCUUUGUUCUAUCAAUGGCCGUGCUUUACUUCUCUUGUCUAGCUAUCUAGCUGCAAAGCAUAACUACCAUGGUUAUCACCGCCAUCGCUCGCACAGCCAUUCUCCCACCUCAAACCCGAGGCUUCACCAAGCUUAUAUUGCCCUCCAUGCAUGAAAAAGAGUCAUCUACGUACUCUGACCCAUACAACUUCACCGCCAAUUGGGUUGGUCCUGAUGUAGGUAGCUAUAAAGCAGUAUACUGUACAUUCGCGCUUGAUGAUCCCAAAAUCAGAGUUGUCGCUGGCAGUGACCUCAACUUUGCUGAUAUAGCAGGUUUCCUUCCUGAUGAAUAUUUAGGCCUCCUCACUGGCUUAGAACUCAUUCAUUUGAAUAGCAACAGAUUUUGUGGUAUUAUCCCACAAACUCUAACCUUUCACUUCUAUAUAAGCUUGAUCUCGGUAAUUAACAACAGAUUUGUAGGCACUUUCCCUUCUGGUCUGCUCUCUCUUCCUAUGCUAAAAUGUCUUGACCAUUGUUACAAUGAGUUUGAAGGACCAUUACCUCAGCUUUUCCAAAAAAAAAAAAAAAUCGAAGCGAUAUCCGUCAAUAAUAAUCGCUUCACUAACGCAAUUUCUGCGAUCUUAGAUGGAACUUAAGCUACUGUAUGGUGGUCAUUGCCAACAAUAACUUUGAGGCUGGCGCUUGUCGCCAAGUAUAGCCAACUUUGCAGAUACUUUAGAGGAAUUGCUGAUGAACACAAACUUGACAGGUUGUUUGCCACCAAAAGUUGUGUAUCUCUACAAACUGAAGGUGUUAACGCAGUUCCUCCGAUCUUAGGUGGAACUUAAGCUACUGUAUGGUGGUCAUUGCCAACAAUAACUUUAAGGCUGGCGCCUGCCACCAAGUAUAGCCAACUUUGCAGAUACUUUAGAGGAAUUGCUGAUGAACAACACAAACUUGAUAGGUUGUU